Messenger RNA from Ambispora gerdemannii, 1563 nucleotides. The record is from the annotation of a GenBank genome assembly. Lineage: Eukaryota; Fungi; Glomeromycota; Glomeromycetes; Archaeosporales; Ambisporaceae.
AUGUCGACAGCAGCCGAAUCCGACAAAACACUCGACAUAAUCAAAACAAUCGAAAAGAAUAGUAUCGACACCGAUAAUCACACUACCGAAUCCGACAAAACCAUAAGAAAAGUCGAAAAGGAUAAUAUUGACACUGACAAGCACACCGCUGAAUCCGACAAGAUAUUCGCGAUAAGCCUAAACAACACAACCGAAAAGAAUAAUAACAAUGACACAAGUACAGACGCAGACAUUAAUAAUGACAAAGACCACCUCGAUCGUAUUAUUUCGGAAAGAAAUUCAAAACUGACUACUGGAGAUCACGGCGAACUAGAAAACCACGACGCGGAACAUCAGCAGAGUAAAUUCAGGAUUUUGUUUAGUCUGUUGAAAAAGUUUAUUGGUGUAAAAGAUAUCGUGUCAUUACGCAUUUCACUUCCUGCACAACUUAUCGAACCUAUUGGUAAUUUGGAGUACUGGAAUUAUAAUGAUCGGCCUGAUUAUUUUUUAUGUAUUGACGACUCGGAUGAUCCUUUGGAAAGAAUGUUUGCCGCCAUACGUUGGUGGUAUUCAAAAGAUUUAAAGUUUGUGAAAGGAAAACUAAUAAAACCGUAUAAUUCCAUUCUCGGAGAACAAUUCUUGUGUCAUUGGGAAGUCACGUCACCGAAAUUCAAUAAGAACGGAGAAAUCGAUCCAAUCGAACAAGCAACCGGUUCGAGUAACGAGAAAAAAUAUCGCGUAACAUGUUUGAAUGAACAAAUCUCGCAUCAUCCACCAGUAUCUGCGUUUCAUUAUCAUUGUCCUGAAAAGGGUGUUAUCGCAAGAGGAAUUGAUCAUAUCGCUGCAAAGUUCACGGGAACCUGCAAGUCAUCUCAUGAUUUUUUAUAUUCUAAUUUUACCGUUAAAUUUGCUCCUGGUGAUCAGAACAAGGGAGUCUACCUUACACUGGAGAAACGCGACAACGAAGAAUACUCAAUGACACAUCCAACCGCUUUGCUACAAGGAUGGUUAAAAGGUUCUUUGUAUGUUGUUGUGUGUGACUAUUGCAUUAUUGCAUGUCCAAAAACUAAAUUGAAAGCCAUAUUAGAGUAUAAAGAAGAGCGAUGGUUAGGAAAACCAAGAUUUGCUAUCGAAGGUAAAAUAUUUAAAUACGAUCCAGAAAACGACGACAUAAUAAAGUUGAAAAAUGUCAACGAGGCAGAUGUGGUUGCUGAAUUGAUUGGUAGCUGGCGUGGACAAAUAAAAGUCACCCGUGUUGACACAAACCAACAAAAAUUACUAUUAGACAUGGACCCAAUAGAUCCGAUUCCAAAAAAAGUAAAACCACUAUCAAAACAAGGUCCACUAGAAUCACGUAAAGUAUGGCAACCAGUCACCACCGCACUCCUAAAAAGAGACUACUCACUCGCCACCAAAGAAAAACAAAGUAUCGAAGAACGACAACGGCAAAUCGCUGCCGAGUUGAAAGCGAAAAAGGAAGAACAUGUGCCUGUGUAUUUCCAUGUGCCGGUUGUCGCUGGGAAACCUGAAUUGAAGGAGGCUGCGUUGGAGCUUUUGAAGGCAGAGAUUACGAGAAAUUCUUGA